GUAUUUUCCAAGUGCUUUCUAAUCAAAGCAUGCGUAUCUCUCUUCUCUUGUAAGUCAACCUAAAAAGUCAAGCGCUCGACGGCCUCUCCUCUUCAAUUUUCUUCGAAACAAACACUAAAAAAAGCGAGAGAAAAGAAAAGAAAAUUUUCAUUUUCAAACAAAUUCUGGUACUUUCUUGCAAUUUAUGACGAAUAUUGCAAGCGCACAACACAAACAAAAGCCAAAAUAUCAUUCAUAGUUGCCAAUCCAAAGCUAUUAGCUGCCAUCGCUCUCCAAACCCUCUGUGUCUUUCCUUCAAUUAUGGAGCUUCUGAAUCCCGCACACCCGCCUCUUCAUGACCCCUCCCGGGAAUCCCUUUCUGGGUUGUCUUCUCCGGGAGCUUUCCUGGUUGGGUUUGACCGGACUGUGAGUUCCCAGUUGCCGGAUAUUGUUGAAGAAGGUGGGUGUCUUAGUGGUAGCGGUGGUUGUGGUGAUGGUGAGAAAGUGUAUGUGGCUGUGGGUAAAUCUGUUGAGAAAACUGUAGGUUUGCUUCACUGGAGCUUUAAACGCUUUGGGAGCAGAGAAAUUUGUAUCCUUUAUGUUCACCAGCCCUCUCCUCUGAUACCAACACUACUGGGAAAACUACCAGCAAGUCAAGCAAAUGCUGAAGUAGUUUCAGUACAUAGAAGGCAAGAACGGGAACAGUCAAAGAAGCUUUUAGAAAUUUACUUGGCCGUUUGUCAUAAAGCUAAGGUUGAAGCUAGUAUCAUCACAACUGAUUGUGACCAAGUUCGGAAGGGAAUAGUAGAAUUGGUAAACAGACAUGGUGCUAGGAUGCUUGUUAUGGGGGUUGCACCUGAAAAUUGCAUGAAGGUGAAAAAGAGUUCCAACAAAGCUAAUUAUGUUGCUAAAAGUGCUCCUUUAUUCUGUGAAAUAUGGUUUAUCAACAAAGGGAAACAUGUGUGGACAAGAGAAGCUUCUGAAAAUUCAAGUCUUUUACCAUCAUGUGAUCGUGCAGGGGGUGCGAGUACAGAAACUUUAAGGUCUAUGUCACUUCGGUGUAGCAAGAAUGCAUUGCCAUUCCAUCCAGAAUAUCUUAGGUCCACUUCUGCUACAGGUGUAACUUGUGACCGAAUUAGCCAUUGGGUUCAAAGUGACUCAACCUAUGCAAAAGUGGCUAGAUCUGGUUCUACCAAUACAUGUUUUACCCACUCUAUCCAGAGUUCAUUUAGUCCUAGAAGUAAUAGCUCUGGCACAUCUACAGAAAGAAGAAUUUCUUCAGAGUCUGAUUCAAAGCUUGAGGAAGACAGCUUAUAUUUUCAGCUGGAAGAAGCAAGGAUAGAAGCAGAAGCAUCUAGGAAUGAAGCAUUUGAAGAACUGGUGAAGCGCAAAAAAUUGGAAUUCCAAACUUUGGAAGCCAUCAGCAAGGUCAAAAUCUUUGAUUCUGCCUAUGCAAAUGAAGUUAAACAUAGAAAAGAAGCUGAGAAUGCACUAAGACAUACAAUAGAGGAACAAGAAAAAUUCUUGGAAGAGAAAGAAGAAGUAACUAAAGAGCUACAGAGGACCAUGAGAAAUGUUGCUCUUCUGGACAGUCGUGUACGAGAAGCAAAUCGUAGGCGGGAUGAAGUUGAUGGAGAAUUGAAACUCAUUCAAACUUCCAUUGCAUCUCUAUGGCAAGAAAAGCAGAGGAUCCGACGGCAGAAAAUAGAAGCUGCACAUUGGCUUGAGCGAUGGAAAAAUCACAGGCAAGCUGGAGCUCCAAACUGUAAUGGGCUGCUUGGUUUUGUUGAAGAUAUGCCCAAGUUAGCAGAAUUUUCAUUAUCUGAUUUGCAAACUGCAACAUUCAAUUUCUCUGAAAGCUUCAAACUUGGGCAGGGAGGAUAUGGUUAUGUUUACAAAGGAGAAAUGUUGGGUAGAACUGUUGCCAUAAAGAAGCUGCAUCCAAAUAACAUGCAAGGGCAGUCAGAGUUUCAAAAAGAGGUUCAAGUUCUUGGCAAAUUACAACAUCCUCAUCUGGUGACUUUGCUUGGGGCAUGCCCAGAAGCAUGGUCUCUUGUAUACGAGUACUUGCCCAAUGGGAGCCUCCAGGAUUGCCUCUUCAGGAAGAACAACAUUUCUCCCUUGACAUGGAAAGUCCGAGCACGGAUUAUAGCUGAAAUCUCAAGUGCACUUUGCUUCUUGCAUUCUUCUAAACCUGAAAAAAUUGUCCAUGGUGAUCUGAAACCACAAAAUAUCCUACUUGAUUCUGAACUUAGCUGCAAAAUAUGCGAGUUUGGAAUUUGCAGGCUGGUAACGGAUGAUACUCUUUAUUGCCCUAGUUUUCGAAGGGGCACUGAGCCAAAAGGUGCUUUUUCAUAUAUGGAUCCAGCGUUCCAAAGAGUGGGAGUGCUGACAACCAAGUCUGAUAUCUAUUCUUUUGGGGUCAUCAUUCUACAGCUACUUACUGGAAGGCCUCCUGUUGGGUUGGUAGGUGAGGUGCGAAGAACAAUGUCAUGUGGGAAAUUAUCCUCAAUUUUGGAUCCUUCUGCUGGAGAAUGGCCAAUAUUUGUUGCGAAAAGAUUGGCGGAAUUGGGUCUGCAGUUUUGUGAAUUGUGUAGCAGGGAGAGACCUGAGUUGACACCUGCUCUAGUGAGGGAAUUGGAACAGUUGCAUGUUUCAGAAGAGCGGCCAGUGCCAUCUUUCUUCUUGUGUCCUAUUCUUCAGGAAAUAAUGCAUGAUCCCCAGUUGGCAGCUGAUGGUUUCACAUAUGAAGGUGAAGCCAUACGUGGAUGGUUGGAAAAUGGCCGGGAAACAUCUCCAAUGACUAAUUUGAAGUUGAGUCACUUGCAUCUUACUCCCAACCAUGGGCUGCGUCUUGCAAUUCAAGACUGGCUAUGCAAAUCUUAAAAUCCCAUUGAUUCAUGAAUGUAGUAUUUCGUGUUGUAAUCAUGUACAGAUGUGAAUUAUAUGCCGUCCCUGCUGCAUCUUUGUAAAUAAAAUGCAUAACAGAUAAGUGAUUUUUGUAACAUUUUGUACGAGGAUUUUUUAGUCA
Messenger RNA from Hevea brasiliensis (rubber tree), 3010 nucleotides. Its product is annotated as U-box domain-containing protein 33. NCBI's taxonomy places the organism in Eukaryota, Viridiplantae, Streptophyta, Magnoliopsida, Malpighiales, Euphorbiaceae. The record is from RefSeq and is a predicted model, not a curated record. The transcript has 7 exons. Gene Ontology annotation, biological process: protein ubiquitination; protein phosphorylation. Gene Ontology annotation, molecular function: protein kinase activity; ATP binding; ubiquitin-protein transferase activity. Bases 301 to 2865 code for a protein of 854 amino acids.